This is a messenger RNA of Funneliformis mosseae, 216 nucleotides long. The record is from the annotation of a GenBank genome assembly. NCBI's taxonomy places the organism in Eukaryota, Fungi, Glomeromycota, Glomeromycetes, Glomerales, Glomeraceae.
AUGGGAAUACUUGGUUAUGGAAUGGUCUUGACUUUUCGAGAUUAUAAGAAUGCUAAAUCGCCAUUAAAUAUUGGUGUUGGCAAUUUUCAUAACAACUUAUGUAUAGGACCUCUUCCAUCAUCAUUGAUCACGCAUAUUCAAGAACAAAUGGAAAAUGAUGAUUUUAACACAAUCUCCUUUGACUAUGGCAAAAAUUUUAGAAUGAAUAAGUUUUAA